Astyanax mexicanus (Mexican tetra) is the source of this 1557-nucleotide messenger RNA. It is a transcript of the gene fgfr1op2, whose product is annotated as FGFR1 oncogene partner 2. The record is from RefSeq and is a predicted model, not a curated record. The transcript is spliced from 6 exons. Gene Ontology annotation, biological process: response to wounding. Lineage: Eukaryota; Metazoa; Chordata; Actinopteri; Characiformes; Acestrorhamphidae. Bases 112 to 759 code for a protein of 215 amino acids.
CAGAAUGCUUUGCUAUUCCGACAUUGGAGAUGCAAUCACAGGAAGUGUAGCUAAACUAAAGCGAAGAAACUGAACUAGCUGAUAUUUAGACCGUGUUUCUGGUUGCAGGGAAUGGCUUGCUCUCUGGAGAAGGUGCUGUCAGACGCCAGGUCUCUGGUGGAGAGGCUUCGAGACCACGAUAAUGCUGCAGAGAUCCUCAUCGAGCAGACCACCCUGCUGAACAAACGGGUGGAGGCUAUGAAGCAGUAUCAGGAGGAAAUAGAGGCACUGAACCAAGUGGCGAGACAUCGACCACGAUCAACUCUAGUCAUGAGCAUUCAGCAUGAAAACCGACAAAUAAGGGAACUCCAGCAGGAAAAUAAAGAGUUGCGUACUUCUUUAGAAGAGCACCAGUCGGCUCUAGAACUGAUCAUGAGUAAAUACAGAGAGCAGGUGUUCCGCCUACUCAUGGCCAGCAAGAGGGAUGACCCUGCUAUCGUAACACAGCUAAAAGAACAGCACACUAAUGAGAUGCAGGCACACAUAGACAAGAUAAACGAGAUGGCUAUAGUAAUGAAGAAGGCCAUUGAGGUGGAUGAAGGCCGAGUGUGUGAAGAUGAGGAGCGGAUCAAACAGCUUGAGUUGGAGAACCGAGGUCUGCGGGAGUUGUUGGGGAUCAGUCGAGAGGCCUUUCUGGUGCUGAAGAGAGAAGAAGCGUCUGAGAGCACGUCGCUGUCACCGCUCGUCUCCAGCACUGACUUGAGCAUGAGGAAGAGCUAGAGUGCUCCCCAAACAAUGGACUCUGCCUAACACUGAAUUCAGUCCCAAUGACAUGCACACACAAACACACACACACACACACACACACUCACAUGUGCAGUGCACAGCACUAUUUAAAUCUCCUCUGGAAGAGGAGGCUUCCAGCUUCUCUUGCCUGCAUUCAUGCAGGCUUAUCAUGUUGUAGAUGGACCUGUACAUUCAUGCACAUCUAGGUAGUUCUAAAGCACAUCCUCUAGCCAUAUGGCCUUUGAAGCAGAGGCCAUUACAGUCGUAUUUAUGAUCUUAAUAUGAUGACCCAGGCUCUUUGUCUUUGCAGAGUUAUGUUCAUUGAAUGAUUCUAAGCUUUAUUUAGAGUUAGACUUGUAUAUUAUAACGUGGUCACAGAUGGCAGAUAUGAUUAUCCCCAGAUAACAUUUGGUUACUGAAUAAUUUACAAGCCUGUACGGUAAACAUCAAAAAACAAAAACAGUUUGAGGGCCCACCCCAUGCUAGUUUUGAUCCUGUCUGUUUUGACUAGGUUAAGGCAUAUGGCCAGUGGGUUAACUCUGCACUGAGCAGAGUCCCCUUGUUAUCUGAUUAAGACGAGCAACUUGUAUGAGUUUUGUAAAUAAAUGUUGACUGAUGGCAAACAGCACAUAAGACUUGCACUUGCUCAAGAGGACAGGUUCAGUCUUUGCUGUCGUGUGUGGUAGAGCUGCCUUUGGCACAUGAUACGCUGAUGUUUUGUGAGUGAUGUAUGUAUGGAUGAAAGAAUGUCUGAAUUAUUUGAAGUUUAUUAAAAUUGCCUUUACAUUGUUA